This is a messenger RNA of Nannospalax galili (Upper Galilee mountains blind mole rat), 5474 nucleotides long. It is a transcript of the gene Mast2, whose product is annotated as microtubule associated serine/threonine kinase 2. Gene Ontology annotation, biological process: peptidyl-serine phosphorylation; intracellular signal transduction. Gene Ontology annotation, molecular function: microtubule binding; ATP binding; magnesium ion binding. The transcript has 30 exons. Bases 11 to 5419 code for a protein of 1802 amino acids. Gene Ontology annotation, cellular component: microtubule cytoskeleton. The record is from RefSeq and is a predicted model, not a curated record. Lineage: Eukaryota; Metazoa; Chordata; Mammalia; Rodentia; Spalacidae.
AGCCGCGGAGAUGAAGCGGAGCCGCUGCCGGGAGCGGCCGCAGCCGCCGUCGGCCCGCCGGGAAGAUGCGUCUCAGCGGGCGGCCGACCUGCCCCAGCCCCAGCCCCAGCCCUUGCCCCUUCGCCGGCGAGCGCCGCCCGGGAGGCAGCGACUGGAGGAGCGGAGCGGGCCCGAGGGCCGGGAGCAGGAAGUGGUUACUGGACUUAGUCCCCUGCUCUUCAGGAAGCUCAGUAAUCCUGACAUAUUUUCACCUACUGGAAAAGUUAAACUCCAGCGGCAGCUUAGUCAGGAUGACUGUAAGUUACGGAGAGGAAGCCUGGCAGGUUCUCUGUCAGGUAAACAGCUGCUCCCUUUGUCCAGCAGUAUACACAACAGUGCAGGACAGGUAACUUGGCAGUCUUCAGGAGAAGCGUCAAACCUGGUUCGAAUGAGAAACCAGUCCCUUGGACAGUCUGCACCUUCUCUUACUGCUGGCUUGAAGGAAUUGAGCCUUCCAAGGAGAGGCAGUUUUUGUCGGACAAGUAACCGAAAAAGCUUGAUUGUGGCCUCUAGCACAUCACCUACACUACCACGGCCACACUCCCCACUCCAUGGCCACACAGGUAACAGUCCCUUGGACAGCCCCCGGAAUUUCUCUCCAAAUGCACCUGCUCACUUUUCCUUUGUUCCUGCCCGUAGCUAUGGCCACAGAUCAGACAGGACUGAUGGGCGACGCUGGUCUUUGGCCUCUUUGCCUUCUUCAGGCUAUGGAACCAACACUCCUAGCUCCACUGUCUCAUCUUCCUGUUCCUCACAAGAAAAGCUCCAUCAGUUGCCUUUUCAACCUACAGCUGAUGAACUACACUUUCUGACAAAGCAUUUCAGCACAGAGAGUGUGCCAGAUGAAGAAGGACGGCAGUCCCCAGCCAUGCGGCCCCGUUCGCGUAGCCUCAGUCCUGGACGGUCCCCAGUUUCCUUUGACAGCGAAAUAAUAAUGAUGAACCAUGUGUACAAAGAAAGAUUCCCCAAGGCUACUGCACAAAUGGAAGAGCGACUAGCAGAGUUCAUUUCCUGCAACACUCCAGAUAGUGUGUUGCCCUUGGCGGACGGAGCCCUGAGUUUUAUUCAUCAUCAGGUUAUUGAGAUGGCUCGAGACUGCCUGGAUAAAUCUCGCAGUGGCCUUAUUACAUCACGCUACUUUUAUGAACUUCAAGAGAAUUUGGAAAAACUUCUGCAAGAUGCUCAUGAGCGCUCAGAGAGCUCAGAUGUAGCCUUUGUGAUACAGCUGGUAAAAAAGUUGAUGAUUGUCAUUGCCCGUCCAGCUCGUCUCCUUGAAUGCCUGGAGUUUGACCCUGAAGAGUUCUACCACCUGUUGGAAGCAGCUGAGGGUCAUGCCAAAGAAGGACAUGGAAUUAAAUGUGACAUUCCCCGCUAUAUUGUCAGCCAGCUGGGCCUCACACGGGAUCCUCUAGAGGAAAUGGCCCAGUUGAGCAGCUAUGACAGUCCUGAUACUCCAGAGACAGAUGAUUCAAUUGAGGGUCGUGGGGCAUCUCUGCCAUCUAAAAAGACACCCUCAGAAGAGGAUUUUGAAACCAUUAAGCUCAUCAGCAACGGCGCCUAUGGGGCUGUAUUUCUGGUGCGACACAAGUCCACCCGGCAGCGCUUUGCUAUGAAGAAGAUCAACAAGCAGAACCUGAUCCUACGGAACCAGAUCCAGCAGGCAUUUGUGGAGCGUGACAUACUGACUUUUGCUGAGAACCCCUUUGUGGUCAGCAUGUUCUGCUCCUUUGAGACCAAGCGUCACUUAUGCAUGGUGAUGGAAUAUGUUGAAGGGGGAGACUGUGCCACUCUGCUGAAGAACAUUGGGGCCCUGCCUGUGGACAUGGUUCGGCUGUAUUUUGCAGAAACCGUACUGGCCUUGGAAUACUUACACAACUAUGGCAUCGUGCACCGUGACCUCAAGCCUGACAACCUCCUGAUUACAUCCAUGGGGCACAUUAAACUCACUGAUUUUGGACUUUCUAAGAUUGGCCUCAUGAGUUUGACAACCAACCUAUAUGAGGGCCACAUUGAAAAGGAUGCCCGGGAGUUCCUAGAUAAGCAGGUAUGCGGGACCCCGGAAUAUAUAGCACCUGAGGUGAUCCUGCGUCAGGGAUAUGGGAAACCAGUGGACUGGUGGGCCAUGGGCAUAAUCCUGUAUGAGUUCCUGGUGGGUUGCGUCCCUUUCUUUGGAGACACUCCGGAGGAGCUCUUUGGGCAAGUGAUCAGUGAUGAGAUUGUAUGGCCUGACGGUGACGAUGCACUGCCCCCAGAUGCCCAGGACCUCACCUCCAAACUGCUCCACCAGAACCCACUGGAGAGACUGGGCACAAGUAGUGCCUAUGAAGUGAAGCAGCACCCAUUCUUCAUGGGUCUGGACUGGACAGGACUUCUUCGCCAGAAGGCUGAAUUUAUUCCUCAACUGGAGUCAGAGGAUGAUACCAGCUACUUUGACACCCGUUCAGAGCGAUACCACCAUGUGGACUCAGAGGAUGAAGAGGAAGUGAGUGAAGAUGGCUGCCUUGAGAUCCGCCAAUUUUCUUCCUGCUCUCCAAGGUUCAGCAAGGUUUAUAGUAGCAUGGAGCGCCUUUCCCUGCUUGAGGAACGCCAGACACCACCCCCAACCAAGCGCAGCCUGAGCGAAGAGAAGGAAGAUCGCUCAGAUGGCCUGGCAGGGCUGAAAGGCCGAGCCUGCAGUUGGGUGAUUGGCUCCCCUGAGAUAUUACGGAAGCGGCUAUCUGUGUCUGAGUCGUCUCACACAGAGAGUGACUCAAGCCCUCCAAUGACUGUGCGACACCGUUGUUCAGGCCUCCUCGAUGUGCCUCAUCUUGAGGAGGCUGGUAGUACUCCUAGGAGGCAACAGCAGGAAGGUAUAUGGGUCCUGGCACCCCCAUUUGGAGAAGGGGCAUCUGGGCCUAUCCCUGAACGGCCUGUGGAGCACCAGCUGAAGCUGGAUGAGGAGCCUCUUGACCAAAGCAGUAGUUCCUGUCCAGCCAUGGAGACCCGAGGCCAUGGGACCUCACAGCUGAUUGAAGAAGCCACAGCCACAGCCAAAGCCAUCAGCGACCUGGCUGUGCGUAGGGCCCGUCACCGCCUACUCUCUGGGGACUCUGUAGAGAAGCGUACCACUCGUCCUGUCAACAAAGUGAUCAAGUCUGCCUCAGCUACAGCCCUUUCCCUCCUCAUUCCUUCAGAAUACCACACCUGCUCACCAUUGGCCAGCCCCAUGUCCCCGCACUCCCAGUCAUCUAAUCCGUCAUCCAGGGACUCUUCUCCAAGCAGGGACUUCUUGCCAGCCCUUGGCAGCCUGAGGCCUCCCAUCAUCAUCCACCGAGCUGGCAAGAAGUAUGGCUUCACCCUGAGGGCCAUUCGAGUCUACUUGGGUGACUCAGAUGUCUACACUGUGCACCACAUGGUGUGGCAUGUGGAGGAUGGUGGUCCAGCCAGUGAGGCAGGGCUUCGUCAGGGUGACCUCAUCACCCAUGUCAACGGUGAACCUGUGCAUGGGCUGGUACACACAGAGGUGGUGGAGCUGGUCCUGAAGAGUGGAAACAAGGUGUCUAUUUCAACAACUCCCUUGGAGAACACAUCCAUUAAAGUAGGGCCAGCUCGGAAAGGCAGCUACAAAGCCAAGAUGGCCCGAAGGAGCAAGCGGAACCGGGGCAAAGAUGGACAAGAAAGUAGAAAAAGAAGCUCCCUGUUCCGGAAGAUCACCAAGCAGGCCUCUUUGCUGCACACCAGCCGCAGCCUUUCUUCCCUCAACCGCUCCUUGUCAUCUGGGGAGAGUGGGUCAGGCUCUCCUACCCACAGCCACAGUCUUUCUCCCCGAUCUCCCCCUCAGGGCUACCGGGUAGCCCCUGAUGCGAUGCAUUCAGUGGGAGGGAAUUCAUCACAGAGCAGCUCUCCUAGCUCCAGCGUGCCUAGUUCCCCGGCUGGCUCUGGACACACACGGCCCAGCUCACUACAUGGUCUAGCACCCAAGCUCCAACGCCAGUACCGCUCUCCACGACGCAAGUCAGCAGGCAGUAUCCCACUGUCACCAUUGGCGCACACCCCUUCACCACCUCCGGCAGCAACUUCACCUCAGCGUUCGCCAUCACCCCUAUCUGGCCACGGAGCCCAUGCCUUUCCCACCAAACUUCACAUGUCUCCUCCACUAGGCAGGCAACUCUCACGGCCCAAGAGUGCAGAGCCACCCCGCUCACCCCUACUUAAGAGGGUGCAGUCAGCUGAGAAACUGGCAGCUGCACUGACAGCUUCUGAGAAGAAGCUAACCCCUUCUCGUAAGCAUAGUCUUGACCUGCCCCAUGGAGAAAAGAAGGAACUGCCACCUAGAGAAGCCGGCCCUCUGGAGGUAGUUGGAACCAGAGGUGUGCUAUCUGGGAAAGGGCCACUGCCAGGAAAAGGGGUACUGCAGCCUGCCCCUUCACGGGCCCUAGGAACCCUCCGGCAGGACCGAGCUGAGCGACGAGAGUCACUGCAAAAACAAGAAGCCAUCCGGGAAGUAAACUCCUCAGAAGAUGACACUGAUGAGGAACCUGAGAACAGCCAGGGUGGACAGGAGCCAAGAUUGGUACCCCAUCUAGAAGCAGGCCAGAUUCAACCCCCUAAAGGUGCAGGAGGGGGUGGGGAAGAAGAUACUUUCUUGCCUAGGAACCUAAAGAACCAGGGUCCAGUACUCCCAGGCCUAUUAACAGGGGUCUUACUGGGUUCUCCCCGAAUAGAAAUUCCUGGCUUCUCCCAGAUAAGACUCGGGAGUCCACAAGUCUUUGAGGAGGUUACCAACUCCUCUUUACGAGCCCCCAGCCUGAGUAGGUGUGGACCCACAAGCCCCAUUCCCCCUGAAGGCUGCUGGAAGGCCCAGCAUCUGCAAACACAGGCACUAGCAGCACUUUGUCCCACCUCUUCUGAACUUAAACCCACCCAUUGCUCUGCUGUCACCUCUACUUCUGGAAAGCCAGGGACAUGGUCCUGGAAAUUCCUUAUUGAAGGCCCAGACAGGGCAUUCCCAAACAGGAAGAUCACAGAGACAGGUGAACCAGCCAACCCCCAGGAUUUGGAAACCACAGUUGUAACCCUUCCUAAGAACCUGUCUCCCGAGCAGGAGGAAAAAUCACAGCCACCCAGUGCCCCUAGGCUGGCGCAUCCACUUUGUGAGCUCCCCAGCCAAAGCUGGCUUUGGGGGUCUGCACAUGCACAAAUAGAGAAAGGGGAGCCAGCCCUGAGCAUCACCAAAGUGCCUGAUGCCUCAGGUGACAGGAGGCAGGACAUUCCAUGCAGAACCUACCCCCUCACCCAAGAAACUGGGCCCAGUCUGCUCUGGAGAAGCCAAGAAGCAGGAGGCCAACAAAAGCAUCAAGAAUUGGCAUUGGUAUCAGAUGAGCUUUUAAAGCAAACAUAGCAGUUGUUUGCCUUUCUUGCACUCAGACCUGUGUAAUACACCCUCCUAGAAACCA